AUGGCUGACAAUGCAGAACCGCCCAGGCGUUCCCCCAGUGCCCCCUCAGCUGCACCCCUCCAGUAUCCGACCUUCCCACCAGUAUCUGCCUCCGUCCAGGAGUGGCUUUCUCACUCGCGUCCGGCCGUCAUAAUGCCGCAAGACCAGUCUCCGCCACUGGCAGCCGGAUCGCUUGGCGAUAGCUGGGCAGACCUCAGCGUAUCUGAUAUACAUUCAGAAGACGGGAGCCGCUCCGAACAUACUGACACGGGAUCCUUGAUCGACCAGACUACACCCGACGAUGUAGCAAGUCUGGAUGAGCGAUAUAACAGCAGUGAGGUCGGUGGCCCCGACGACGAGUCAAUCCAAGGGGAUAAGGAAGAGGAGGAAGAUGACGAGGAAGAUACACUGGAAGCAGCCGAAGCCGGUCUCCGGCAUUCGACAACUUCAGAGCAAUCUCUACAUCAUUUUGCUGAGGGUGACAACACGAUCGACAACAGCAGCUUGACUACCCGCCCUGCGUGCCGCCAGUCUAUCGGUUCGAUCGAGUUUGUGGAGCCAGAGAAGUGGCCAGAGAGGGAGCGAGUCGAACUGAAACAUACAAUUCACGUCCUGAGCGAAGCCGAAGCAGCCCAACUGAAGGACACUUUGCCAUACAGUGUCAAGGACGCUCUUCUUUUGACCACAGUGCAGCAAACCAUGACAAAGGGAAGCCUGGAUCUGGAUAAGCCAUAUCGCGUGCUGUACACGGGCCAGCCGGACUCGCGAAACAUCAUCCUUGACAAGAUUGGCGAUGUGUUGGUGUCUAGCUCAACCGGCGGCUCACCAGCAAGUUCCGCCAAUUCUUCCCGAUACCACGUGGUACCCACAUCCUUUGGGGCUGGGGCAGUACCCAACUUCGCAGAACUGCUUCCCAUCCAUGUCCAGCUAGUUGUGGACGAGUGCAGGGAAGCAAGUGCUGAGCCUCACGAAGCCCGCCGGGACACCUUACACCUGGACUUCAAGAACCGCCCAUCUUGUCGUUCAUGGUGGAACGGCGAGCGCUAUCAGGUAUCUUCUGCAUCGGAAUGGACCCUGCCAGACAUGGCCAUUAUAUUCGUUUCCGAUAGGGACAGUCCGGCUCUCGUGCAGUCGCAGCACUGCGUUCAUGCCUUCCUGGAGAGACACGGUAUCCCUGUCAUGUUUAUCUCAGAACAACCGCUCUGGAAGCGAGCGAGUGAGCUCAUCCCACUCAACCAAAAUAGUCUUCAUAUGUGCCUGGAGUCUCGACAUCCACGGACAGGAGAAACAGCUGUGCUGCGUCGGUACCCCAUUGAUCUGGCGACGUUUGAGAGCAUCACGCCUGGUCAACUCAAUCGCAACUUGGCUUCACUUGUGGAUCUUUAUCCCAAGGAGAUAUGCAAAGUCGCUGCUGAUUCUCCCAAGGCCGCAGAGAUGUACUCUUCCACGGACCCUGAGAAAUACCCUCGUCAUUGGAUCCCGCCACCGAGCACACGGAAGACUCGCGAACUUGGCCCCACACUUCGUCUGGUCACACUAGCGCUGGUUUCAGUAAUUGCCAUCUCUAUUGGAUAUGCAGCACUGAAUACAGCAAUCUUGGGGAUGUCCCAGUGGAUGUCCGGGCCGGUAGCAUUCGAGAGCCUCUCCACACCCGACGAUCUCCUAUUGCCUUCUUCUGUCGUGGUAUCAAAGGUUGUCACUACUUCCUCUCCUGUCUGGGGCGCUUGUCAGUCGGGAUGUUCUUCGAGUAACCCGGUGGCGCGCGUUGGUCACAGUACCAACUCGAUCAAUUCCAACCAAAAUCUGCCUCAAGCAGCAGACCUGUUUGAAAUUCGGAUUGUUGGUGAUUGCCAUGUGGUGAUCAAACCUCAUCCCGGUUUUUUCAAUGCUCGUAAGGCUCCACUGUUCGACAUGCGUGUCCAACGACAGGGCGAAAGUCUUGCUUAUGAGAUCUCCAAGCUUUUUGAUGGGGUUUACACACUUCGGCUGGACCGAGAGGAUGCGUAUGGCCUGCUGAAUAUUACCGUUUGGACCACGUCAAAAACUCCUUUCAAACAGGUGACCAUGGUCGACUUUGGUACCCCGUGGUUGAAAGCUGCAAGCUGGAGAUGGGCGGCGCACAAAAUCUCUUCGCAAUUGACCAAAGAUUUGCAAAUUGCUCAAACUAGCCUUGCUGAAGUGUGCGGCCGAGUCUCUACUGACUUGCAAGUCAGAGUGGGCGAUUUGGUCCAACGAGCCCAUUUCCUCCAUCAGAAUGCUUUGCGAGAUCGGAGCCUGCUCGCUCGAGAAACUGUGCUGUCUAGGUCUAAGCAGCUGUCCGAGGUCGUUUCUCGCAAUGCACUUGAACAAUUCCGUGCCGUCUCUUCCCUGGUGCAUAGUCGCUCCGUCCACGUGAAUCAGGAGGCCAAGGGUCUGAUCAGUGGUGCGUGGAAUCGCCUGGGGGACAGUGUUGUCCGCAUUGACCUGCGUUCCAUGAUUGAUCGAGUGCGGAGUGCCCAAAGAGCCACGCUGGACCGGGCUCAGGCGCGAGCACGCCGCUUUGUGGGUCGCCGGGAUUAUGAUGAUUGA
This is a messenger RNA of Penicillium oxalicum, 2547 nucleotides long. RefSeq lists its product as uncharacterized. Bases 1 to 2547 code for a protein of 848 amino acids. The transcript has a single exon. The record is from RefSeq and is a predicted model, not a curated record. NCBI's taxonomy places the organism in Eukaryota, Fungi, Ascomycota, Eurotiomycetes, Eurotiales, Aspergillaceae.